This is a messenger RNA of Capsella rubella, 2746 nucleotides long. RefSeq lists its product as uncharacterized. Gene Ontology annotation, molecular function: protein binding. NCBI's taxonomy places the organism in Eukaryota, Viridiplantae, Streptophyta, Magnoliopsida, Brassicales, Brassicaceae. The transcript has 8 exons. The record is from RefSeq and is a predicted model, not a curated record. Bases 207 to 2360 code for a protein of 717 amino acids.
UUCUCUCUCUUUCCUUCUUCAAUCUACGCUUCUUCUUCAUCUUUUUAUUUUUUUUGUUCUUGUUGUUGUUUAUUCCAGAAUUCUGAAAAGAACAGUUUCUUGUAGAUGUUGUUUGUCUUCAUGUUCUUGUUCUUCGUUUUCUGAGCUCUCCAACAUCAGAAUUCUCCACAUGCAGCUUUAAGAAUUGAGAAGAAGAAGGAGAAGAAAUGGAAUCUCUAAUCGAAGAAGAAGAAGAAUCUCGAUUUUUCGAUGCUCACGAAGAAAUCACAUCCUGUUCUAGUGUCGACUACGAUGAAUCUACACCUUUGGUUUCUGGGGAGUUUCAGUACGAUGUUUGGAUCAAAAGCCCAGGUAACGCUGAGGAGCGUCGUGAGAAGUUUUUGAAUUGGAUGGGUUUGGGGUUGAGUACUAGCACUACUACUACUGUGAGCCAACCUGCGAAAUCAGGUAAUGUGGAUCGUUUCUCGAGCUUUGUUAACGAAUCAGCGGUUUUAAGGAGUUUGAAAUCUGAUGAUGAUGAGUUUAGCUCUUGUCGUUUUGAUUCUUCUGUGUUUAGUUCGAGUGAGAAUGUAGAUAGAGUUGUGAAUGAGGGUUUGUGUAAAGAGGAUGGAGUAGUAGAUAGUGGAAUGGUUUUAAGGAAUUUGGGUGUUGGCGUUGCUGAUGGUGAUGGUGAUGAUGAUGAUGUUAUUAGCUCUAGUCUUUGUUCUGGAUCACCAACGCCUUUAAUGGAUAGGAUUGUGAAGGUAAAAGGUCGAGUGGUUAAAUCUAAGUUGUUACCAGAUGUGAUGGUUUCGUCUGAGGUUGCUCCGGAGCAGCGGGAUGUAGGUGGGAUUAUGAAGAGGGUUAAGGAGAAAUGGUUGGGUCGGUUGUAUAAAGUGCGGAAUAAGCAAAGAGCAAGAGAUGAUCAUGGUGGUGAAGUUGCGGUUUACGGGAGUAGGAUUGAGAGGGUUAAGGUGAAAGAGUAUAAGAAAGAGGCUAAGGAGCUUUCUGCUCUUUUUAAAGGUCAAGAAAUCCAGGCUCAUGAAGGAGCGAUUCUCGCUAUGAAAUUUAGUCCUGAUGGGAGGUACCUUGCAAGUGCUGGUGAAGACGGGGUUGUGAGAGUUUGGAGUGUUGUUGAAGAUGAAAGAUGUGAAGAACAGGAUGUUCCCAAGAUUGAUCCUUCUUGUAUAUACUUUGAAGUGAGCAAACUCUCUGAGUUGAGACCUGUGGCCAUAGAAAAGGAGGGCAUUACUACUGGUUCAUUGAUGAGUCCAAGGAAGACAACAGAGUCAGCUUGUGUUAUUAUUCCCCCUAGGAUUUUUCGGGUUCUUGAUAAACCUGUUCACGAGUUUUUCGGCCACAGUGGUGAUAUCCUUGAUAUCUCAUGGUCCAAGAACAAUCGUCUGUUGUCAGCUUCAGUAGAUAAUAGUGUGCGGCUUUGGCAGAUUGGUCGUGAGGACUGUCUUGGAAUCUUUUCUCACAGUAACUAUGUUACAUCUGUUCAGUUCAACCCGGUUGAUGAUGAUCACUUCAUCAGCGGUUCAAUAGAUGGAAAAGUUCGUAUCUGGUCAGCUUCUGAGUGCCAUGUUGUAGAUUGGGCGGACACUAGAGGCAUUGUAACCGCAGUUUGUUAUCGCCCAGACGGACAGGGAAUCAUUGUCGGAACUUUGACUAGCGAUUGUCGGUUUUACAAUGUAUCGGGCCACUGCCUUCAGCUUGAUGGUCAUAUAUGUCUGCAUAACAAAAAGAAAUCUUCAAAUAAACGAAUAAUCGGCUUCCAGUUUGAUUCAACUGACCCGAGCAGAGUCAUGGUGGCGUCCGCAGAUUCACAAGUCAGGAUCAUUAGCGGGCGCAACGUUGUCCAUAAAUACAAAGGAUCUCGAAAUACCGGAAACCAGAUAUCGGCAUCUUUUACAGCAGACGGAAAGCAUAUCAUAUCAGCAUGUGACGACUCAUCAGUCUACGUCUGGAACUGCGUCGGAAAUGAUCCCGAACAGCCGUCUACUGGUUUUUUCUCCUAUACAAAACGACUUAAGAUCCGAUCUUUUGAGAAAUUCUCUGCAGAUGUCUCGGUCGCAAUCCCGUGGUGCGGAUUUGCCCCUGUAAUAUCAGGCGGAUCCGAGCUAUCGCCAUCGCUCUUCUCAUUAGGGAGAGAGUAUGUCCUCGAUUCUCCCAAAGGAUCUGCAACUUGGCCGGAGGAGAAGCUAGCAAGCUCGUUUUCUCCGGUCAAGGCAAUCCGUAGAUCGCAUUACAAAUUCCUAAGAUCAUCGUGCCGAAGAACCUCGGAGUCAUCUCAUCUCUGGGGAUUAGUUAUAGUCACAGGCGGGUGGGAUGGACGAAUCAGAUUGUUUCACAACUACGGUUUACCUGUUCCCGUUUGAAAUCCCAACGGCUACGAGAAACUCUCAUUCUCAAACAUCGCCGUUUCGUCGUCGUUAGAAGCCAUUUGUUUUUGGAGUUUUGUAUGGGCCUCCUAAGUUUGGGCCUAUAACACGUUGGUCCGCUUUUUGACCCGGUGUUUUGUAGCUGAGUCUCAACCUGAAGGUUCGGAAUUUGCUUCAGGCGUAGGGAAACGAACCAAAAAAAAAGGGUUUAAUCAGAUUUUUUUUUUUGCCUUUUUUAAAUCGUAAAAAUUAUUAGUAGUAUUAUAUAAUCAUACUUGUUUUUGUCUUUCGUGUAAGUAAUAAUAUAUAGGGAAAUGUAACUGAGGCCCGGGCUUUUUUUCGUGUAAAUACCAUGCCAUGGUCUUGCACCGACCAAGUAAGUA